GGAGAACAUCGGCUGGACAGCAAAGCGCCCGCUCCCUGCCCGCCGGCGGCGGGGAGGAGCUGCUGCGGGAGAUCGAGGAGCUGCGCUCGGAAAUGACUAUCUCAAGGAUGAAUUGGAUGAACUUCGGGCUGAAAUGGAGGAGAUGCGUGACAGUUAUUUAGAGGAAGAUGUUUAUCAGCUGCAGGAACUCCGGAAAGAGCUGGACCGUGCAAACAAGAACUGCCGCAUCCUGCAGUAUCGUCUCAGGAAAGCAGAACAGAAAAGUUUGAAAGUUGCGCAGACAGGCCAAGUGGAUGGAGAGCUCAUUAGAAGUUUGGAGCAAGAUUUAAAGGUAGCCAAAGAUGUAUCUGUCAGACUGCACCAUGAAUUGGAGAGUGUGGAGGAGAAACGUGUUAAAGCAGAAGAUGAGAAUGAAAUCCUUCGGCAGCAGAUCAUUGAGGUGGAAAUAGCCAAACAGGCACUGCAGAAUGAGCUGGACAGGUUGAAAGAGAGCUCACUGAAGAGAAGAGGAAGCCGGGAAAUGCACAAAGAAAAGAAGACAUUCACCCAGGAGGACAGUGCUGACUUGAAGUGCCAGCUUCAGUUUGCCAAAGAAGAGGCAGUGCUGAUGCGUAAGAAAAUGGCCAAGCUGGGGAAGGAGAAAGAUGAACUGGAACAGGAGCUCCAGAAAUACAAGUCCAUCUAUGGAGAUGUGGAUAGUCCACUCCCUAUCGGGGAGGCAGGAGGGCCACCCAGCACUAGAGAGGCUGAGCUGAAACUUCGUCUGAAACUGGUGGAAGAGGAAGCUAACAUACUGGGCAGGAAGAUAGUUGAACUGGAGGUGGAGAAUAGAGGUAUUAAAGCUGAGAUGGAGGACAUGAGAUGCCAGUAUGAGAGAGAAUGUCUUAGCCGGGACCACAUUUCAAGCAUUCCUACCUCGCCAUACGGUGACUCCGUUGAGUCGGCAACAGAGCUGCGCCGUCACUUGCAGUUUGUUGAAGAAGAGGCGGAGCUGUUGAGGAGAUCGAUCUCUGAGAUUGAGGAUCACAACAAACAACUAACCAAUGAACUGAACAAAUUCAAGUUUGAGCCCAGUCAGGAGUCCAGCUGGCUGGAUGAUGGUGCCUCUAAAUACAGUGGAUCCCUACAAGAGGAGCUGAAAUCAGCAAGGAUGCAAAUCAAUGAACUGAGUGGAAAAGUGAUGAAACUCCAGUAUGAGAAUCGUGUGUUGAUGUCCAAUGUGCAGCGCUAUGAUCUUGUCUCUCACCUAGGGCUGCGCACUUCAAGUCCCAGGGACAGUGAUGCUGAGAGUGAUGCAGGAAAAAAAGAGAGUGACAGUGAAGAAGGCCGCCCAACUCAACCAAAGAGAGAAGGACCCAUUGGGGGCGAGAGUGACUCAGAAGAAGUUUAUGAGAAGACGUCGGGUUUUGAGAGCGUUAAGCCAUCAGAAGUUAGUGACCUCUGUUCUACUGAGUUAAUGAGAAUGAAAGAGGACACUGAGUCUUUAAUUAACAUCAAACAAGAGGCUGAACGGCUCGAAAGGACAGUGCUCCGUCUCAUCACUGACACUGAUAGUUUAAUUUAUGAUGCCAAGGUGCACAUCACCAGCAGUCCCUCCUCUGAGCAGGGUUUCAAAAGUGAUGGAGAGAGAGGUGAGGAUAAAAAUGAACCAGAACUUCUGGACACUAUCAAUUCAAGGAUGAAAGCUUUCCGUAAAGAACUACAGACCUUCCUGGAGAAGGUAGACCACAUUGGGGAAGGCCUCAAAGAACAAAUGGAAGACCUCUCCCCUUUGCCCCACCUGACAGAGUCUUCCAGUUUUCUGUCCACAAUGACAUCCAUGUCUCGAGACUCACCCAUUGGUAACCUAGGAAAGGAGUUAAUUACAGACUUCCAGUCCAAACUGAGGGAUCAGAUGGAGUGGCAGCUCAGCCAAGAUCGUGGAGAGGAGCAAGAGAUUCACCACCACCGAGCCACCACCGAGCCACACCGCAGAGCUGAUGGAGACAUUAAACUCUACAGGCCAGGCGACAAGGGCUGUUUCAGUCUAGAGCUCAGGGAUGCCAAUGUUUUACCUGUACAGAAUAUAUCGAUACAGGAGCUUCAGGCUCAACUUGAGCAGGAGACGAGACUUCACCAAGAGGAGAAAGAAAAGUUUACAGAGAGGAUCAUUCAGCUGGAGGAGGAGCAUCUGCAGGCCUUGCGGAGGAAAGAUUUGGAGGUGCAGAGCUUGACUUUGCAGAAUAAACUGGAGGAGAAGACGUGGGGUCAGGAGAAAAGUUUGAUGCAACAAGAACUCAGGCAUUUCAAGCAGAAUACCUUCCUCCUGUAUGUGAAACUGAAGUGGCUGCUGAAACACUGGCAGCAAGGCAAGCAAAUAGAAGAGGAAGGGGAGGACAUACUGGAGAUUGAACACCUCGAUGCCCUACCAGAAUUUGGCAUUCAGUCUGAACAAAAGGGAGAUGACCCAGAACGAGAUGAAGAGAAUGACCUUGUGUUUGCACUGAUGGAUUAUUCCCAACAUUCCACAUCAGAGAGCACUGACCAUGGACCACAGCUGCAGACUGCAGAACUAUUGCAGCAUCAAAAGCAGGCAAGUGAAAACCGGCGGCUCUUAAAUGCUCUGAAAACCUUGUUGGAUGACUUCCGUUCUGAGCUCCGAGAUGAUGAACGAGAGCGACAUGGGCUUCAGCAACAGUAUGCCACAGACAAGGCAGCUUGGGAGGUGGAAUGGACUGAGCUGAAGUGUCGUCUGGAGCAGCUGGAAGGGAAGAAUGAAAAAGCCCAGGGGGAAACUGUCCUGACCACUGAUUCAAAGGGAGCUUUUAAGAGGGAGAGAGAGGAGCACAAGAAAUUGCUGGCUGACAGUCACAGCUUGGUGAUGGACCUACGAUGGCAACUUCAGCACAGUGAGAGGAAUUGGAACAGGGAAAAGAUGGAGCUUCAGGAUAGAUUGGACCGAGACCGGCGAGAGUGGGAGCGACAAAAGAAGGAAUUGCUGAGGAGGAUAGAACAGCUUCAAAAAGAAGUGAGCACACGAAAAGGAGACAGCAUUCUUGCCGACCAGAAGGAAAGUAGCCUUCGUCCGUUUUCAAUCCAGGGAAACCUUCAUGUGCCUCAUCCAAUGGGGGCAAGGUCCUAUUCUGAUUCAGAUGCCAUACAGUUUGACGAUCAGUCACUGUCGAAGCUGAAAGAAAGUGAUAGGUGCACUGCCACAGAAAACCUCUUUCUCGAUUCAUUGUCUCUUGAUUCUCCUGAUGAAUCUGAUGAGCCUCGGCCUCAGAGAUUGGAGCGGGAGAAGUUCUUGUCUUGCUUAACUGAAGAAGAAGAAACGCACAAGGGAAAUCUUCAAAGGGCAGUGUCUGUUUCCUCCAUGUCAGAAUUCCAGCGUUUGAUGGAUAUUUCUCCAUUCCUUCCUGAAAAGACCUUGCCUUCAUCUAGUAGUAAGGAAGAUAUAACUCCUCCUCUGUCGCCUGAUGAUCUGAAAUACAUUGAAGAGUUCAACAAAAACUGGGAUUAUGGUAACACCAGGAUCCAUAGUGGGGUUACAGAAAAGCCUACAGAAGCCUGGGCAGAAAGGACAGAAAAUGGGAAAGUAAGAAGUGAUUCACCUUCAGAUCCAUUCCAAGCAUCAUCAUGGUACCUUACCACCAGUGUUACUAUGACAACCAAUACCGUGACAAGCCCAGAGCCCUGCCAGAAGCAGCCACUGAGGAGCCACAUUGUAACAGAAAAAAUGGGGGUUAAGGUCUUUCACAGUCCGCCAGUUAUCCGUAGACUUGAUAACUCAGCGAUAGCUGGUAAUGGAGGGAAAAAACAGGUUGAGCCAGACUUUUUGUUUUCUGUGACCAAAGCUAAGGGGAGUGUGGGUGAGACAAAAGGUGCUUCCUCAGAUGUGUUUGGGAGAUGGUCUUGUGAUCUCACCAAACACCAUAAAGAUUUUUUGGAAAGUCGUCUUCAUCCUAUUGAGCAUCCUAUUUGCACUGCUGUGGGUUUUGCCUCAUCCUUGCAGAGCCUGGAGCUGUCCAAGAACAUGAGUGACGAUAUGAAGGAGGUAGCUUACUCUGUCAGAAAUGCAAUACGUUCUAACUCUAAUUCGGCAGAGCCUCAAUUUAAGGACAUGGCUUGUCAAACCAAUGGUAUAAGAACUACAGGGACACAGACCACCCAGACGAUCAGUGUUGGCUUGCAGACAGAAACUUUGCGCAGCAUCACCAGCAGUCCACACAAGUGUCUGACACCAAAGGGGGGCUCCACACCAAUCUCAUCACCAUCAAGAAGCUUAAGGAGCAGGCAGGUAGCCCCUGCCAUCGAAAAGGUCCAGGCCAAGUUUGAACGCACGUGCUGUUCUCCCAAAUAUGGUUCUCCAAAAUUACAAAGAAAAAUCCUUCCAAAAACAGAUCAGCCAAAUAACCGGACUUUACCAGGCACGCCUCAGAAAGGAUUCAGUGAGUCUGCUUGGGCUAGGUCAACUACUACAAGGGAGAGCCCAGUUCAUACCACCAUCAAUGAUGGCCUCUCCAGUUUGUUCAAUAUUAUUGACCAUACCCCUGUUGUUCAAGAGACCCUCCAAAAAUGUGCCAGGUCUAGCAGCCGAUCUAGGUCAGCAGAACCCAGAUCAGAACUGGGGCCCAUGCAGGAAAUGUGUACAAGUGCCCGUGGCCGGUCACCCAGUCCUCUCCGUUUGGGUGCAGAGAUGGAAAAGGAAGAAGAGUCUGAGGCAACAAGUGUCAGGCAAGAUUUAUCUGCUCCUCCGGGAUAUACACUUACAGAAAAUGCUGCCAGGAUCUUGAAUAAGAAACUUUUGGAGCAUGCCUUAAAGGAAGAGACAAAGCUAGCUUCACGCAGCCCACCGAGUCUUAGCAAUGACAACAGCACAGGAGAAAUAGUCAAAGUAGAACCAGGGUCCAUUGAGGAACUACCUUGUUCCGCACUAGCUCCGUCCCUAGAAUCCUGCUUCUCACGGCCAGAGAGACCAGCAAAUCGGCGCCCACCUUCAAGAUGGGCUUCACAUUCCCCUACUGCCUCACAAUCUCAGUCAACUGGAGAUUUGACUUCCUUUGAGGAAUAUGGAAGCAAGAAACUGCUGAUGGAGAACCCAAACCAGUGAUGCAAGCCUGCAUGAAUUAUCAUGGGAAGAAUUCACUGUAAUUUGCAUUUUAGCACCAUCACCAUGGCCCGUCUUUCUCAACAAAGAGAGAUCUAGUUGUUGAGGUCAACUAAUGUUUUCAAGAUCAGCUGCUGAAUGUCCAACCUGUGAAACAGCGAUGUUUCUAGAAUGAAACAGUUAACGUGCCUGUAAUAACUUAAUUUUUUCAUAGCUCAGAAAACUAUUUUUGUCUCCAUCUUUUCUACAUACAGUCUAUUAACAAAAAAGGUAAAAUGAUAUAAAUAUAAAGAAUAAGAUUUAAAAUAAAAUGUACAUUAAGUUUUAAUGGAAACUGAAUGCACUCCCUCUCCCCCAGUACUGACUGCCUUUUUGUUAUAUUUGCACUGUCUGUUUUUUAUUUUGGGGUUUUG
This is a messenger RNA of Chelonoidis abingdonii (Abingdon island giant tortoise), 5499 nucleotides long. It is a transcript of the gene MTCL1, whose product is annotated as microtubule crosslinking factor 1. The record is from RefSeq and is a predicted model, not a curated record. Gene Ontology annotation, molecular function: microtubule binding. NCBI's taxonomy places the organism in Eukaryota, Metazoa, Chordata, Testudines, Testudinidae. Gene Ontology annotation, biological process: microtubule bundle formation; establishment or maintenance of epithelial cell apical/basal polarity; regulation of autophagy. Gene Ontology annotation, cellular component: spindle pole; apicolateral plasma membrane; microtubule bundle.